Messenger RNA from Cydia splendana, 1531 nucleotides. RefSeq names its product zeta-sarcoglycan-like. NCBI's taxonomy places the organism in Eukaryota, Metazoa, Arthropoda, Insecta, Lepidoptera, Tortricidae. The coding region runs from base 456 to 1463 and encodes 335 amino acids. The transcript has 7 exons. Gene Ontology annotation, cellular component: sarcoglycan complex; membrane. The record is from RefSeq and is a predicted model, not a curated record. Gene Ontology annotation, biological process: heart contraction.
UUUAUUGCUUGAUUGUCGGUGAAGACUUUUAUGAUACAAGUGUGUUGCGAAAUAGAACGUAAUUAUUUAAGAGUUAAGGUUGUUAUUCGUUUGAGUUCAAUGUGAGCUGCAGGAUACUUUGGCGCGAAGGGUUCGGAGUUCAGUUGGCCGCGAGCCUGGCAGGCGGCUGCACGACUCUCGUCUUGUGUGCCGAGUCUCACUCGUAACUUAUUACGUAGGAUCCUAUUGUGUAGAUACUAAGAAGUUGGAACUGUGUAUACAAUGUCUGGUGCGCUCUAACAAGCCGGCCAUCUGAAGUUGUUAAACGGGCAGGAACAGAACAGGCAGGCGGGCGAAUAAUUCUAGGCGGGCGGUCAGUAACUGGGGAGCUCUUGCGGACAGUUUGGAAGUGCGGCGGCGGCGACUCGGCCCGGGGCGGCGCAGGAGUCCCGAGAUCUAUCGCUGACAGCUUCGCCAUGGAGGCGCAUUCGCUCGGCCGUACUCGGCACACACCUACUGUGAGGAAUCAUAUCGUCUACACCGACCAAAAGGGAAGAAAAAUCCCGUAUGCUGACAAGACCACGCCGGAGCCAAUCCUGAACAACAAUGGACGAGAAACAAAGGUCGAUUCGAUCAGAAACAGCUACAACAGCCAGUUAAAAGUGGGCAUCUACGGAUGGCGGAAGAAAUGCCUUUAUAUUCUCGUCAUGGCGCUCAUGCUUAUGAUGAUUAUCAACCUCGCACUGACGCUUUGGGUUUUAAAAGUGUUGGAUUUUAAUUCGGAAGGGAUGGGCCAGCUAAGGAUAGUGCCUGGAGGCCUACAGUUACUGGGACAGGCUUUAGUUCUGGACUCGCUAUUCGCUUCGAGCAUCAAGUCGAGGAGAGGCCAGCCCAUUGCCAUCGAAUCAUCUAGGAACUUUACUGUUUCUACGAGAGACACGGAAGGAUUGUUGCAGAGUCGGUUAUUUUUAAGUCACGAUCGUUUAGAAGUAAACGCACCCCGGCUGGAGGUGCGCGACGCGCGGGGCGCGUUAUUGUUCGGCGCGGGACAGGAUUCGGUGACCGUGGGCGCGGACACGCUCACCAUCACCAGCCCCGCCGGCGCCACGCUGCACACCUCCGCGCAAACCCCGUUGGUGCGCGCGCCACCAUCCAAAAGACUAACAUUAGAAUCCCCGACGCGCUCACUGGAAGUGCACGCGCCACAGGGUAUCGAACUGGAGUCUCGUGCCGGCGAUAUCAGUGCCAGCUGCCUCACCACCUUCCACCUCAAGUCUGUUGCGGGCGCUAUACGUUUAGACGCACCAAGUAUAUACAUGCCCAAGCUGAAAUCGGCCUUACCGUUACCGCCUUCAUCGCCACACUCGCAUGACCCCCACCACCAGAACAUCUACCAGCUGUGCGCGUGCGCCAACGGCAAGCUGUUCCUCGCGCCGCCUCACGGCGCCUGCGCGGCUAGGGAAGAAAGUCUCAUAUGCCGAUGAUGAUAAUAUUGUAGGUUUAUCUGAUAAAACGAUUUUGGAAGCUGCCAGGUGUGUAUUCAAAAGUUAUU